AUGUCUGCUACGACGACACCAACGACAACGGCUCCGGCGGAAAGUACGACAGCCGUUAAUCUCGAGCAAGUGGCCUACUUUCUCGUGACCGGUGCAUCCCGUGGUAUCGGCGCCAAGAUGGCCAUCGAGACGGCACGCAAGCUAAAGCCCGGUUCGGUCAUCGUACUGCUUGCCCGUUCCGCUUCCGGGCUGGAAAGCACUAGGUCGGAGAUACUCGGCGUUAAUCCGCACGUUACCGUGGUGACGAGCUCGGUCGAUUUGGCAACCGCUUCGAAGGAGUUGCUGAACGAAAUACUGGAAAAAUCGCUCGGAAAGCAGCAACCGGUCGAUCGGUUCGGGUUGGCGUGCGUUAUCCAUAACGUCGGCACGGUUGGCAACAUUGGCCGAAAGGCGAUCGAGAUGGACGAUCGGGCCGAAUGGGAACAGUACUUCGGUACGAACGUGUUUACCGUGGCCGUGCUGAAUAGUUGCUUUUUGCGCAAGUUCCAGCCCGUCCCGAGCAGACUGGUAGUCAACAUUACCUCGAAGGCGUGCCUCGUGCCGUUCCAGAGCAUGACGUACUACUGUGCCGGAAAGGCUGCGCGCGAGAUGUACUUCCGAGUGCUGGCGGAAGAAGAAGCGGCCUCUGGGGUAACCGUGCUGAACUACUCUCCCGGUCCGGUGGACACGGAAAUGACGGUCGAUCUGCAGGCCCACUCGAACGCACCGGAAAUCCGAGACUACUUUAAGAAUCUCCGCGAUACGACGACAAUACUUACGACCGAGCAAACGACGGCCAAAUUUUUACACAUACUCCAGCAUGGGCUGUUCAAGUCUGGCGAUCAUGUUGAUUAUUACGAUCAUUAA
Anopheles maculipalpis is the source of this 846-nucleotide messenger RNA. RefSeq names its product sepiapterin reductase-like. Gene Ontology annotation, biological process: tetrahydrobiopterin biosynthetic process. The record is from RefSeq and is a predicted model, not a curated record. Lineage: Eukaryota; Metazoa; Arthropoda; Insecta; Diptera; Culicidae. The transcript has a single exon. Bases 1 to 846 code for a protein of 281 amino acids. Gene Ontology annotation, molecular function: sepiapterin reductase (NADP+) activity.